UCACGUUGCCUAAGGAUGUGAGAGUUAACAGUUCCUGGAUGGCUAUAAAAAUAUGAAUUAGGAGUGAUGGUUCAACAUUGUUUCGUUUGUCGAGAAACGGAAAACCUGAAGAUGAAAACUUUGAUCAAUAUCGCUUUGAUCCUUACUAUUAGUGUGGUUGUACUAAGUAAGCCACCAACACCACCAUUUUGUGAGCUGACAGUUGACCAAUUGACGAAGUUUGUUGCGUGUCAAAGAGAAAAGAUCCCUGUCUGGUUUUUAAGAGAAUUCGAUGAUUGCAAAAAUGAACUUAUGGCUGGAACUACCGACGUCGAAGUUCUGGUAACAAUAUGUGAAGGAGAAGAAACGGGAAGGAUGUUUGGCGCAUGUAUCAGACCCUCAAUUGAUUUAAUAGAGGAAGAGCUGAGGAAAAUUGACGAAGAGUGUAUACGUCAAGUGGAGGCUUAGGUGGAGUUACCAUGUUUGCUCUAUUGAAAGAUAAAAUCAGAAUUUUCUUUGCAAUAAACUCUUGACUUGUAAACAAUGCAUUAAAAAUACACGUAUUAUAA
Molecule: messenger RNA, 548 nt
Organism: Limulus polyphemus (Atlantic horseshoe crab)
Lineage: Eukaryota; Metazoa; Arthropoda; Merostomata; Xiphosura; Limulidae
Exons: 6
Coding region: 67-447 (126 amino acids)
Source: RefSeq, a predicted model, not a curated record